This is a messenger RNA of Cordyceps fumosorosea ARSEF 2679, 1314 nucleotides long. Its product is annotated as Glutamine synthetase. NCBI's taxonomy places the organism in Eukaryota, Fungi, Ascomycota, Sordariomycetes, Hypocreales, Cordycipitaceae. The transcript has a single exon. The record is from RefSeq and is a predicted model, not a curated record. Bases 1 to 1314 code for a protein of 437 amino acids. Gene Ontology annotation, molecular function: glutamine synthetase activity.
AUGUCGUCAGCUCUGCAGAAGCUCGAAGAGUUCCUUCGGUUGAAUCCAUCUGUCGAUUUCAUUCGCUUUCAAUGGGUCGAUUACUCUGGUGUUUUGCGUGCCCGCUUCGUUCCCACCUCGCGUUGCCUCCGAAUCGCAAACGGCCGUUCGGCCAUGUGCUUGGCACAAAACAGCAUGAUUAUACCCAUAUCCACAGCUCCAGUCAUCUUUUCUCUUAGCGAUUAUCAUGAGACUUGGAAUCUGCUACCGGAUUGGUCUUCCUUGCGCAUUUGCGGAACCAACGCCAACCACGCAACGGCCAUGUGCUUCGUUGACCAGAAGGACGCGGAGCUUGAAUUCGACAAAUGUCCUCGCACCAUGCUCGUUCUAGCUCUGCGACGACUAGAGCGCGAAUGGGGUGCAAAGGUUUUGAUCGGCUUCGAGAUCGAGAUUGUACUACUAGACGACAGCAACAAUGUCAUUAAACCGAUGGACCGACUGAAUGGCUACUCGAGAAUCGCUGGUCUACGUGCUGAGACGCUAGAUCUGGUCGAAGAGAUUGUCAGCGCCCUGAAAAAAGCUUCAAUCGGUGUCCACCACUUCCAUGCGGAAGUCCGGGACCAGCUGGAAAUUGCUUUAGCCGCCGAGCCCGCGCUGGAGGCCGUUGACUCCUUGGUCUUAGCCCAAGAAAUCAUCCGUACAAUCUGCGUGCGUCGGAAUUUGAAGGCCACCAUGGCCCCAAAGCCCACGUUCGCCGGACCAUCCAACGGACUGCACCUUCAUCUCUCUCUGGCCAAGGUCGGCCGUGCGUCCGCGGACCAUUUCCUGGCAGGCGUUCUCAGCCACAUGGGCUCGCUCUGCGCCUUUGGCAUGGCAAACUAUGACAGUUACGCUCGCGCCGUAAGUGAUGCGGCAGGAGCAUGGAUCGGCUUCGGCACCGAUAAUCGCGACUUGCCGGUGAGGAAGAUUGACGAUGCGCAUUGGGAGUUUCGGAUGAUGGACAGCACCGCAAACCCCUACAUUUUCACUGCAGCUGUGCUACGCGCUGCUAUGGACGGCCUUGCGAACAGAACUGAGCUGACUUGGCGCGAUUGCAAAUUCUUUCCGCAUUUGCUGGACGAAAAGAGGCGGGCACAGUUUGGACUGGACAAGAGAAUGCCAGCCACACUCAAAGAGGCAUUAGAGUGCCUCAAGAAGGAUACUGCUAUUGAGACCUGGAUAGGAGAAGAAGAGGAUCUCUUGAAGUGGUACAUAUCUGUCAAGGAUAGAGAGGUCGAGGAGUUUGGGAAGAUGGCCAACGAGCAAAGGAGACUUCGCUUUCUGGGGUACUUUUGA